Molecule: messenger RNA, 1848 nt
Organism: Pseudomassariella vexata
Lineage: Eukaryota; Fungi; Ascomycota; Sordariomycetes; Amphisphaeriales; Pseudomassariaceae
Product: Pex12 amino terminal region-domain-containing protein
Exons: 1
Coding region: 158-1585 (475 amino acids)
Biological process (GO): protein import into peroxisome matrix
Cellular component (GO): peroxisomal membrane
Molecular function (GO): zinc ion binding
Source: RefSeq, a predicted model, not a curated record
GGGCCCGUCCGUCCAACCUCGGCCGUUUUGGCAAUCACAGCAAUAACGACUGCCAUUUCACCACCAAACCCCAAUCAACAUUACAGGUAUCGUGUUCAGCCGAUAUAGGGCGGAAGAUGACCAGCUCGCGAACCCUCCUUCCGGCCAUGCUCGUGAGAUGAGCUCCACCAACUUCGCCCAAGCGCAGCAGCGCCUAGCUGCCCGUCGAGAGGCCCGCGAACGACAAAGUCAGGCCCAGCUCGCCGCCCACCACGAAGCAUCGCGCGCCUGGUCACAAGUCUCGCGACUGCGCUUCCCACUGAACCGAGUAGGGGGCUCUUUCCUAUCCGCCUGGGAGCUGCUCUCGUCACGAGAAGGCACGCGACCGUCGUUUCGAGUGGGCCAGGUCGAUGCCGAGCUACUGGACGAGGAGCUGGUCGACCUCCUACGCGGCCAAGUAGGCGAUGCGCUCAAAUAUUUCGGUGGCAACAUCAAGGACGACUGGUCAGCCGAAAUUCUACUCGCGCUGCGGGCCGUCCUCUUCAAGCUCACCGUAUGGGACCACGAUGCGACCUACGGCGCCGCCCUGCAGAACCUAAAAUACACCGAUGCGAGACGCGAAGGGUCAGUUCUGGUACCGCCGAGCAGGUGGCAAAAGAGCCUGUAUGGACUCAUCACGGUGGGGGGCCGAUAUGGAUGGACUAAAUGGGAGAAUUGGCUGCUAGACCAGGAUAAUGGGUACGACCCGCCCACGCCCCUGGUCCAGAGGUUUUCAGCCCUCACCUCGAGACUUGCCACUGUUCACUCCGCGGUUGCAUUUGCCUCUUUCCUUGUGUUUCUCUUGCACGGAAGAUAUCGCACGUUGUUGGACAGGGUGCUGCAUCUACGUCUAGCUCCCCCCACGAGCCAGGUUAGCCGUGAGGUUUCCUUCGAGUACCUCAAUCGCCAGCUUGUCUGGCAUGCCUUCACAGAGUUUCUGCUCUUCGUUUUACCGCUAGUCGGGAUUAACCGGUGGCGGAGAUGGGUUGCGCGGACAUGGAGGAGAACCAAGGAGAUCGUCAAUAUUCGCUCAGAAGACGAAGACGGCGGCAAACAAGGCGAAUUCGCCUUCCUGCCAGAGCGUACCUGCGCUAUAUGUUAUCAAGAUCAGAACAAAGCCACUUCGGAAACGGAGAUCCUCGCCGCAGCUGCGUCGAGCGGAGUCGUGGGAUCGGCCCAAACCGACAUCACAAACCCCUACGAGACCGUCCCCUGUGGAUGCAUCUAUUGUUUCGUCUGCCUCGCCACCAGGCUAGAGCGUGAGGAGGGUGAAGGCUGGACUUGUCUACGCUGUGGCGAGAUCGUCAAGGAAUGUAAACCAUGGGGUGGAGAUGUCCUGGAAGAGCCCACCAAAUCGCUAUCCUCACCGCUAAAACACGUUGGCUUUGCGGACGACGUCAAAGCGCCUGCUUCAGACAAUGAGGAUGAAAGCAGAUACGCCACUCCGCAAUCUUAUGAGACCAUGGACCAGAUUGGGCCCCUCGAGGCCGCCGACGGCUCCGACAGCAAUGAUUCGGAGAUAUACGAAGAGGAGGAGGAUGGUGUGGGAGGUAGUCUUGAUGACUGAUCUUGCGCAACUUGAAAGUUGUGCUACUUGCCAGCUCCUCGGGGAAUUCGACGAAUAAUGGGUCCUACGAUUGGACUAGGUUGGGUGGUUCGGCUUAAAAAUAGCAAUACUGUGUAAUAUUGUAUCAACUCGAGGAGGAUAAAGGUAUUUUUUUCAAAAAAGAAAGUAUGAACAACCUAUGAUGUAGUCUGGCUUGGAAAGCCCGGCCUGUGAUUUUAUAUAUAUUAUUAUUGUUAAAUACGCCGUAGGCUCGAAGCCCCCGG